AUACGAGUUAGUUGAGAGGAGAAUUGGACAUUGGGCACAAGAAGUAGAUGUGGGGGAAAGCAUGAAGGGUCACGAGCCCCGUUCAUCUUCUUCUUGUGCAGCUUGCAAAUUGUUGAAAAGAAGAUGCACUCCCAAAUGUAUAUUUGCACCCUACUUUUGCUCCGAUGAGCCUUCCAAAUUUGCCAAUGUUCACAAGGUAUUUGGAGCAAGCAAUGUGAGCAAGAUCCUCACCGAAGUGCCGGAGGAGCAACGCGAGGACACCGUGAAUUCACUGGCGUAUGAGGCCGAGGCAAGGCUUCGGGACCCGGUUUAUGGUUGCAUUGGUGCCAUAACUUUGUUGCAAAGAAAGAUGGUUGAGCUCCAGCAUGACCUCGCCAUUGCUAGAGCCUGUCUUGCUCGCUAUGCUGCUUCUUCAUCAUCAUCAGCCUCAUCUUGUUCUUCUUCUCUUGUCUGGGAUGAUCACGUUAUCAUGCCUCCUUACCCUGAUGUUCCUGCUUGCAAUGACCCGAAUUAUAGUUUCAGCCAGAAUUCCUCUGAUUUGACCCAAUAUGGACCGGUCAAUGAUUUUAGCCACAGCCCUUAUGUAUUAUGAUCUUUGAUCUCUCUCUCUCUCUCUCUCUCUCUCUCUC
Juglans regia (Persian walnut) is the source of this 629-nucleotide messenger RNA. RefSeq names its product LOB domain-containing protein 21-like. The transcript is spliced from 2 exons. Bases 62 to 592 code for a protein of 176 amino acids. Lineage: Eukaryota; Viridiplantae; Streptophyta; Magnoliopsida; Fagales; Juglandaceae. The record is from RefSeq and is a predicted model, not a curated record.